UUUUUUUUUCUUUUUCUUCCUUUUUUUUUUCUUUUUUCUUCUCUUUUUAACUACAUCUACAUUUAUUUAUUCAUAUAUAACAUGGUCAACAAAACUAUUUUGUGGUCUGCUAUUGCUGCUUCUUUUGCCUCCAUCUCCAAUGUAUUGGCUAGUGAUAGUGAUGUUUUGGCUUUGACUGAUAAAACUUUCAAUAAAGAAGUUUUGGAUAAGAGUCUUAUGCUUGUUGAAUUCUAUGCUCCUUGGUGUGGACACUGCAAGGCUCUUGCUCCUGAAUAUGAAUUGGCUGCUACUGAUUUGAAAGAUAAGAUUCCUUUGGCUAAAGUAGAUUGUACUGAAAAUGAAGCUACUUGUCGUGAACAUGGUGUUCAAGGUUAUCCUACUUUGAAAGUCUUCCGUAAUGGUGAAUCUACUGAAUACCGUGGUACUCGCAAGCACGAAGGUAUUGUUAGCUAUAUGAAGAAACAAGCUCUCCCCAAUGUAUCCGACUUGACUGAAGCUACUGCCUUGAAUGAUUUUAAGGAAUCUGACCGUGUUGUUGUUAUUGCUUAUGUGAAACCUGAUGAUAAGGAAACCAAGGAAACCUAUGAUACUUUGGCUGCUAAAUUGCGUGAUGAUUUUACUUUUGGUUUGGUGACUGAUGAAGAAUUGGCCAAGACUGAACAAAUCAAGGAAUUCCCUUCUUUGGUUUUGUACAAGCAAUUUGAUGAAAAGCGUGUUGAUUUAUCUGGUGCUGCCCUGAAGGAUGAAGAUUUGACUAACUUCAUCAAAUCCAACUCAAUCCCCCUUUUGGAUCAAAUCGAUGCUGAAAAUUUCGCUACCUAUAUGGAAUCUGGUUUGUUAUUGGGUUACGCCUUCACUGAUAAUGAAGAUGAUCGCGCAAAGUAUGAUGCCCUCCUCCGACCUGUGGCUGAAAAAUUCAAGGGAAAGGUUAACUUGGUUCAUAUUGAUGCUUCCAAGUAUGGUGGUCACACUUCCAAUGUUGGUCUCAAGGAUGGUGAAUUCCCUGCCUUUGCUAUUCAAAAUUUGAACACUGCCUCCAAAUACCCUUAUACUGGUUCUGAUGUCUCUACCACUGCUUUUGAAGAAUUUGUUGAAAAUGUUUUCUCUGGAAAGAUCGAACCUACUCUCAAUUCUGAAGAAGUGCCUGAAACUAAUGAUGGUCCUGUCAAGGUAGUUGUUGGAUCUCAAUUUAAUGAUAUUGUAUUGGACAAGUCAAAGGAUGUGUUUUUGGAAGUUUAUGCUCCCUGGUGUGGUCAUUGUAAGAACUUGGCUCCUACUUGGGAAAAAUUGGGUGAACAAGUUCAAGGUCUCAAGAACAGUAACUUGGUCAUUGCAAAACUGGAUGGUACUGCAAAUGAUAUUCCUCCUGAAGGUGAUUUCAAGGUUGAAGGUUUCCCUACUCUCAAAUUCUUCAAGGCUGAAACCAAUGAAAUGAUUGAUUACAAUGGUGAUCGAUCCCAUGCUGAUCUCAUUCGAUUUAUCAAGGAACAUUCUACUGGCAAAAUUGAAUUGGAAGUCCCUGUUGAAGAAGAACAAGAGGAACAAAAGGAAGCCAAGGAUGAAGCUGAAACUGUGAACCAUGAUGAACUUUAGAUUAGUCUAACUCUUUUUUUACUUUCACUUAUUCUUUCUCUCUUUCUUUUUUUUUUUUUUUUUCUUCUGCUUAGUAUUAUUAUUAUUAUUUUUGUUAGUAUUCCCCCUCUCUUGUGUUCCUCUUUCCUAUUUUCUUCCGGCAUUGUUGUAAAUUCUACCUUCAUUCCAUUUUUGUCUCUUUUUUUAUUAUUUUUUUUUAUUUUUAUUUUUUUUUUUAUUUUU
This is a messenger RNA of Halteromyces radiatus, 1815 nucleotides long. RefSeq names its product thioredoxin-like protein. Gene Ontology annotation, cellular component: endoplasmic reticulum. The transcript has 2 exons. Gene Ontology annotation, biological process: response to endoplasmic reticulum stress; protein folding. The record is from RefSeq and is a predicted model, not a curated record. Gene Ontology annotation, molecular function: protein disulfide isomerase activity. NCBI's taxonomy places the organism in Eukaryota, Fungi, Mucoromycota, Mucoromycetes, Mucorales, Cunninghamellaceae. The coding region runs from base 82 to 1593 and encodes 503 amino acids.